Molecule: messenger RNA, 6477 nt
Organism: Myzus persicae (green peach aphid)
Lineage: Eukaryota; Metazoa; Arthropoda; Insecta; Hemiptera; Aphididae
Gene: NSD
Product: probable histone-lysine N-methyltransferase Mes-4
Exons: 31
Coding region: 506-6394 (1962 amino acids)
Biological process (GO): regulation of DNA-templated transcription
Cellular component (GO): chromatin; nucleus
Molecular function (GO): histone H3K36 methyltransferase activity; protein binding
Source: RefSeq, a predicted model, not a curated record
GGGGUGGCAUUCUGGCGCGCGUUAACUGGUAAAGUGGUAACCACUUCUGUUACCGCUCGCUACAACUACCAUUUUAUCACUCACGCAUAAUAUAUACAUAAUAAUACAAUUAUUAAUUAUUAAUUAAUAAUUAUAAAAUAUAAAUUAUUAAUAAUUAAUUAUCAUUUAAAGUACUAUUGUACGAAUACACGAUAAAGUGAUAUAUACCUACCUAGGUAGUGUAAAAAUGCAUUUGUAAAUUUGAUCUUAAUUUUAACACGAUUCUACGCGGAGUGACUGAAUAAAUUUCACUCGACGAUUGCCUCUUUACUCUUUAGACUGAAAAAAAAUCUUUCUACUAUACUCCACUACUGCUGAUGCCGGAGGACGAGGACUAGAGCCGAGCUAGUUCAUUGGAUAAACUUUAUUCCGGUUAUUAUCUACAAACCCAAGUCUCUAGAGAUUGCCCGUCAUGUCUUGACAGAUUUGUCAUCGCCGUGGCUCAGAGGUUUGACUUUUAAACACGAUGGACGACAUUGCAGAACCAGUUAAAGCAUUCCUAGAAACUAGCCAAAACUAUGUUAACGAUAAUGGUCUACAAACUACGAUCGACGUCCUAUUUUUUGACGACAGUUCUGUGCUGCCGAAUACUAUAUCCCACUUAAAUAGCAACUCAUUGUGUAAAGACGAAGCUGUAAAUACGCCAUUGCCCUCUGAUACAUCUCAUUUAAAUGGUGACAAAGCUGUGAAUACACCAUUGCUGACUGAUAUUUCUCAUUUAAAUAGCAACUUAUUGAGUAGCGAAAAAGCUGUUAAUACACCACUUCUGUCUGAUACCUGUUAUUUAAAUGGCAAAGAAUCUGUGAGUACAACACGGCCCUCUGAAACAUCUCAUUCAAAUAGCAAAGAAUCUGUGAAUUCACCUCUGCCCUCUGAUACAUCUCAUUUAAAUAGUGACGAGACUGUGAAUAUACCUCUGCUUUCUGAUCCAUGUAAUUUAAAUAGUGACGAGACUGUGAAUACACCAUCUCUGCCUUCUGAUACAUGUAAUUUAAAUAGUGACGAGACCGUGAAUACACCUCUGCCUUCAGAUACAUGUCAUUUAAAUAGUGACGAGACUGUGAAUAUACCUCUGCUUUCGGAUACAUGUCAUUUAAAUAGUGAAGAAGCUGUGAAUUCACCGCUGCCUUCUGAUACAUGUCAUUUAAAUAGCAAAGAAGUUGUGAAUUCACCGCUGCCUUCUGAUACAUGUCAUUUAAAUAGCAAAGAAGUUGUGAAUACACCGCUGCCUUCUGAUACAUGUCAUUUAAAUAGUGAAGAAGCUGUGAAUACACCUCUGCCCUCUGAUACAUCUCAUUUAAAUAGUGAUGAGGCUAUAAAUACACCGCUGCCUUCUGACACAUGUGUGGAUGUUUUUGAUUCAUUAUUAGACAAACCCGCCAGUACUAGUACUAAGCAAAUUGAAGAUUACAAGAUCGGUGAUAUUGUUUGGGCUAAAAUUGGGAAAUAUCCAUAUUGGCCAAGCAUUAUCUGUGUUGACCCAACGUUGAAUAUUCACUAUAAAGAAAAAAAGAGAUUCUUGUGGCAUGUCCGCUUUUGUAAUGAUAAAGGUAGAAGAAGUUGGGCCACAACUACUGAAAGUUAUUACGGAAAAUGUGAAUUACUUUCGAAGUAUCCUACUUGUUUAUCUUACUUUAAGAAUAGUAAAAAACUUAUGGAUACGUGGGAUUUGGCAGUUGAAGAAGCUGAUAAUUUGAUGAAACUUGAUAGAGAAUUGAGAAUGAUAGAAUUUUUCAAAUCAUUUUGUAAUUCAGAUUUGGUUACUCCACCUGUUUUAAAUAAAUCAUCUGAAAGCGCUGUUACUGCUUUAAAAGUACGUACUUAUUCAAGAAAAAGAUCUCUAACAAUUCCUGGACAUGAUAAUGAUUCUAAAAUAAUGAAGACUGAAAACAUAGCUGAUAAUUGUUCAUCAUCAAGAUCAAUAGACAUUCCUCUACUGUCAAGAUCAGAUGAUGCAGAUAGUACUGUUUCCGAUUUUUCCAUGAGUUAUACUUUUAUGGAAGAUUUAGGUUUAAAAGCUAAACAGGAAACUGCAAAAAAAAGAAGAUCAACAAAAACAUAUCCACCAAAAAGUUCAGUUACCAAUAAAUAUGAUUUAUCUUAUUCAAUAGUAAAUUCUUCAGAAAAUAAUGAUAGUAAUGGUGUAUCUGACAAUCAAGAUAAAUACCCAGUUACAACCACAAAAUCUUCUACUCGUUCAGUACCUGAUCACAGGAAACUUGAAAUAAGCAUAUUAGAAGGAGAAUAUGAUCAAGAUAAUAUUAUUUUUCCAAGUACUCGUCGUUCAAAAAAAAAAAAUACAAUAUAUAUAAAUACCAAAUCAAAUAAAGAAAUCAAUUCAAGUAACGGUGAUCACACUAUACGUUUACAAAGUUCAUCCAGUUCUAAGAAAACAGUUACUAGAAAAAAACGUAUUGGAAAAGAAAACUCUACUGGAAGAAAAUCGACUUCCAUUAAGCAUGAAAGUAGCCCAGAACCAGAUACAACAGAAAGUGAAGCUUCUUCAAAAAAUGAAACAUACAGUUCAGUUUUCUUAACCAGUUCAAAAAACAAACAGUUGUUUACAAAAACCUGGAAAAGAGCAUGUGUAGUCUGUAAAAAUAUCAAAGACACAGUGAAAUGUCUGGGCCCAUGUCAAAGUUAUUUUCAUAAAGAAUGUUUAAAUAAGAGUGAGGAAAGAUAUACCAAAAGUAUACCAAUAGUGACUAAAAUGAAAAUAAAAAAAACGCCUGGUCGACGUAAAAGACAUUACUCAAAAAUCACACAGAAAAAUGAAAGUUCUGUUGAUGAUAAUUCUCAACUUAUAAAUAACGUAAAAGAAGAAAAUACUGCUAAAUUAUUUAUACAAGACGACAUUGUCAAAACUAAUGGCUUAAGGACUUUAUCUCAAACCCAAUGUUCUAGCUAUAAUAAUGAAGAAACUAUAUCGCUUAAUCAAAUUGAAUCCGAUGAGCCAUUUAAAAAUGACAAUUGCAUUCUGACUGAGAAUGAGAAUCCUCAAAGUGAGUUAGAAAGUAUGAAUGAAGAUUCUAUUCAGGGAACAACUGAUGAAAAAAUUGUUACUCCAAUUGUACCAAUUGAUGAAAAAAUACCAUUAGAAAAUUUAAAAUAUAUGUGCAGCCUAUGUAAAGCUGAUAAAACAAACUGUUUUGUGUGUGGCUUGAUUAUUGACGAUCCUGGACAAAAGAUUGCCUGUAAAAUAUCCAGCUGCGGAAAAUAUUUUCAUGAAACUUGUUUACAAGAUUGGCCUCAAUGUCAGUGGAUUCAAGGGUCACGGAAUAAUGUUCGAUCUGUAAUAUGUCCACAUCAUGUUUGUCAUUUGUGCAUUUCGGACAACCCUAAAAGUUCAUGUAAAACUCAUUUUCCCGCUGAAAAAAUAACCCGGUGUAUUAAAUGUCCAACAGCCUAUCAUAGAAGUGAAUACUGUUUACCAGCUGGUUGUCAAGUCUUAACAUAUAAUGAUAUUAUUUGUAGUCGACAUUUUGAACCUGUUAAAGUGCAAAUUUAUCAUUAUAAUGCUACCUGGUGUUUUAUUUGUGCAUUCGGAGGUGGUUCUUUAGUUUUCUGUGAUUUGUGUCCAUCUUCAUUCCACAUUGGUUGUUUAAAUCAGGACCCAUCAGAAUUUGAAGGAGGUUUUACUUGUGAAGAAUGUCAAACUGGACGAUUUCCUCUUUAUGGUGAAAUUGUAUGGGUUAAGAUCGGAAACUAUAGGUGGUGGCCAGCUCAAAUUAUUUUUCCAAAUGAAGUUCCUGAUACCGUAAAUGCAAUAUCACAUUCUGUUGGACAAUUUGCUGUUCGAUUUUUUGGAACAUAUGAUUAUUAUUGGGUGAAUCGAGGACGAGUAUUUAAUUUUCAUGAAGGGGAUGAUCAGAAUAUUUUAAGAAAAAAUAAUAUGAAGUUUAUAGAUAAAGUGUUUCAAGAUUCUAUUUUAGAAGCAGCUCAAGCACAUAAUGCUUAUAUUUUAGAAAGGGAAAAAAAUGAUGCUAUAGUAGCAAAAUCUUUUACAAAGCCUCCAAAAUUUACAAGAAUAAAAUUCAACAAACCUAUUGGCAAUGUCAAAAAUAUGGAAUUUGAUAUUACCACAAUGACUCCCUGUGAAUGUGAUCCUACAAAGCCAAACCCAUGUGGUCCAGGUUCUGAUUGUAUAAAUAGAAUGCUUAUGUUUGAAUGUGAACCAAAAGUAUGCCCUGCUGGAGAUAAAUGUAAUAACCAAAGAUUUGAAAAAACAUUGUACCCAGCUAUGGUUCCGUUUUUGACAAAAGGUAGAGGUUGGGGUCUCAAGACAUUAGAAGAUAUAAAAGAAGGUUCAUUUGUAAUUGAGUAUGUUGGUGAUGUAAUUGAUGAAGAAGAAUUCCAAAGGAGAUGCUUGGAAAUGCAUCAAAGGAAUGAACAAAAUUAUUAUUUUUUGACUAUAGAUAAUUCUAGAACAAUUGAUGCUGGACCAAAGGGAAAUUUAUCAAGAUUUAUGAACCAUUCAUGUGAACCAAAUUGUGUAACACAAAAAUGGACAGUAAAUGGAGAUACUAGAAUUGGACUUUUUGCUUUACAUGACAUUCCAACUGGUACAGAGCUGGUUUUUGAUUAUCGUUUGCAGAGUUGCUCUGGAGUAGAGAAAAAACCUUGUCAAUGUGGAGCCACAAGAUGUUCUAAAUUUAUUGGAGUCAAAGUGGAAGAAGAGAAAAAGAAAGUAAUUUCAAGUAAUGAUGUUGAUAAGUGCAAGGUUUCUUCAAAAAACAAACGAAAACCAUUGAAACUGAAGGAUAAUGUUUCUGAUUCGGACAAGUCAAAAUUAUCUAAAGUGAUUAGUAAUGAUCAAAACAUCUCUACUACUGAAAAUAAGGUAUCUAAUGCUGAGAAAGUUGUUCUUUCCAAAAAAUCCAAAUCGAAAACAUCUACUAGCAAGCCAUCUACUGCCUUAAAAAAUUCAAAUUCAGAUUCCCCAGAAACACCUGCUGUUGUAAAAAGGAAAUGGAAAAAUUCAGCUAGGAACAUCGCCAAUAUGACCAAAGAUGACAUUACAGUUGAUGAUUCUAUGGAAUCUGAAGAAAUUGUUAGUUUCAAAGGAAAGUUAAGGAAUGGUUUGUCCAUGCUUUCUUCGAGAAAACUACCGAUAAAAGAUGAUACAUUGGAUACAGAUGAUUCUAAUAUAGUAAAAAAGGAACGGCAAUUCAACAACUAUAAAAAAAAAAAUCUAAUCAAACGCAAUUUUUUACCUCUGCCAUCACCUACCCUAGUCAAGAUAUCAUCAGCUACAACUUCAUAUUCUUCUGAAAAAAAAGGCAAUGAUAAUGAACCUGAAAAAUCUACAAAGCCUCAAGAAAAAACCCGAAACAAUUUAACUAGACUGGCAAAAAGUCGACAUUUAUUUUUAUCCAAAAAUGAUAUGAGUAAGGAAGCAAAAGUGCAGCCUGUUGUGUCAAAUAUAAAAUUCAACAACGGAAAAAAAAGGUUAUCAAAAAUCAUAAAAAAAAGUGAGGAAACUUUGUCCAGGAAAACUGUUGUAAUGAAGAAAACUAAAACAAAUAAAGGAUUCUUACAGUCCAAAGCAUAUUACAAAAACAAUUCUUGUUUAAUUUGUGGAAAAGGUCAUACAGAACUAUCAUGCAAGAACAAAAAGUGCCCUAGAGUCUUUCAUCUUAGUUGCAUUAACAAAACUAGAAUUGUUAAAUCCGGAUUCAUUUGCCCUUCUCAUUUCUGUUCUCUGUGCAACAAACGUAAAGUAGUAGCCAAAUGUAAAUUUUGUGUAGAAUCGUUUUGUGCUGUGCAUGCCAAAGGUAAUAUAUUUAAAGAUCCGUUGGGCAAUGGUAUGUUGUGUACUACUCAUCAUCCUAACAAAAAAUGUUUGCCAAUCGUUAGUAAUCUAGUGAUUCCUGACCUAAAUGCUAGCAGCAAAGUAAAUAUUAUCAAUAACAAUGCGGAACGCAAUGAUUUUGUGGAUCCCAGUUUUAAUAUUGCAAUAUCAGAAGACUUGGAAGAUAUUGAUGAUGAUUCAUUGAACAUUAAUAUAGAUGGAAUGAAUGAAGAAGAAUAUACACAGUCACAGGUUGUCAAGGAUGAAUGCGAUCGUGAAUAUAUACACAUUGGCGGGUUCAAUGUAUGCAAUAUGUCUGAUUUGGUCUCAGAUCAAGGAGGAAGUUACACACCGCCGCUUGAUACCGAUGGUGAUCUAUUUAAGCCAUCAUUGGCUAAUGUUGUUAUUGACAUAGAGUCUGCAUCUGCGUUUUACCAGCCUAUGGACAACAUACAACUAGUGUCAAUUGCUACUGAUAACAAAGAUAGCCAUGACUAUGCUAAUGUAAAUUUUAUAACUGACACCAAUCAACCUAAAAACAAAUGGCUAGCAGCUGAACCUUAAAGUCAUGAAGUCAAGUAUCUGUUGUUUUGUUAAUCUUUUAAUAAAAAAAUAUCAAUUUAAUACUCCCUUUCCAAAAACGUCAG